Molecule: messenger RNA, 1249 nt
Organism: Suillus discolor
Lineage: Eukaryota; Fungi; Basidiomycota; Agaricomycetes; Boletales; Suillaceae
Exons: 14
Coding region: 6-992 (328 amino acids)
Source: RefSeq, a predicted model, not a curated record
CCAUCAUGAGGUUCAUCUUCUGGCUGAGGUACAUGGUCAAGACAGCUGCAUUUCAUUUGUACAGGGGUCUCUUCUCUCCUGGCUGUUUAGCCUUGAGCUCUCAGCCAGGGACUGACCAACCUGACCCCCAGCCGGCGCCUCCUGUGAGCCUCGCAGUGCCAUUGCUCAAGGCACCUCUACAGAGUCUAUCCAGCCAGGGGUUCCAGCCUCAAAUGGAUAUCCAGAAUCUUCAGGUGCCAACUCCUGGCAUCUCCGAAUUGGAUAUCACCAUGCCAGGCCAGACAUUUGAUAUCACUCUUAUUCCCAUUACACCACUCGAGGUCAACCGAUACGGGAGGAAUGUACUAGUUAAAGACGAGUACGAGGCUUUCUUGGUCGAGAAAGGUCCUUUGGAUUGUUCAGAGGAGCUUGCUCCGGUCGCAGGAUGGGAGCCGCUCACACAACCAGAAGGGGCUAUGAUCUUCUAUCAGCCAUAUAAAGUACAUCUAACCCCUGCUAUGAAUCCUCACAUUAGAGUCAAAAUUGACAAAGCUGUUGAGAAGGUGUAUCAUGAAGCGCGCAAUGCAAGCAUCCCCUUGGAUCCAUUUGUCGGGCUAGGGUUAGAGCUCAUUGUCAAGGAUGGCAAAGAAAUGUGGGGGUACUACUUUGUUGACCAUGCAAAAUGGGUAGAGCGAAAAAGUCAUAUCAAGUAUGCACUAGAAUCACAAUACUGGAGACACAUUGAGCUAUUUCCAAACAGACGCUUCCUUCCAGAAGACAUUGUUGUGGAACUCAAAGAACUCGUCAUGUAUACUCAGGCAGACAGUAUUACUUCUCCAACAUCCAUAGUACAUUUUACUCCGGACGAGAUCACAAGUAUUUUCAGCCUCAUCUAUGUUACUUGUAACAUCAUUGAUCUUCUUGCAAGUGAGUUGAUCCCUGUUUGUGGGAUCGUCAUUGAUCAUCUUUUCAGCCAACAAGAACUGCAAGCAUUCCAUGUGGAUCACCGGUAAUUUGUUUCUGGAUCUCAGCUCGAAUCAUGAAACAUCUCUGCGAAACUAAGUUUGUGAAUUUCUGUGGACAACCAGGCGCCCGAUUUGACAUAGAGAAAUCAUUGUAUGGAAAAUCUAAUGCCCCCAAAAACAAGCUUUGGGAGAUGGCAAGAGAGCAAGGCCUUCCACAAAGUAUGGGUCAAUGGAAGGAUCGUUCAUGUGCAGUGGGAGCAGUACAUUGACAAGCUGAAUAGCGACUGGAAUGGAUAUGCAAUAUU